AUGUUCAAGGCGACGGUUAUUAACUGGUCGAAAUCCGGAGUUAUUGCUAUUACUGCCUUACGAUGGUAUGCAGUCCGUGCUACGACAGCGAAAGCACUACAUAAUUCACAACUAAAACCUUUGUAUUUGGAUAUGCAGGCAACUACACCAAUGGACCCACGCGUGGUGGACGCCAUGUUACCAUAUAUGGUGAGUGCAUAUGGUAAUCCUCAUAGUAAAGCUCAUUUUUAUGGAUGGGAAGCCGAAGAAGCAGUUGAAAAAGCCCGUUUGCAGGUGGCGAAAUUAAUUGGAGCAGGUUCACGUGAAAUUAUUUUUACAUCUGGCGCUACAGAGUCGAAUAAUAUCGCCAUCAAAGGAGUAGCCAAUUUUUACAGAGAAACUGGAAAGAAUCACUUGGUCACAGUGCAGACGGAACAUAAAUGCGUAUUAGAUUCCUGUCGUCACUUGUCAACUAAGGGCUUCAAAGUGACGUAUUUACCUGUCCAGACAAAUGGAAUAAUCAGUUUAAAAGAAUUGGAAAAUGCAAUCACAAAUGAAACUAUUCUUGUGUCUAUUAUGGUUCUGAACAAUGAAAUUGGUGUUAUACAGCCUACCAAAGAAAUUGGGAAAAUAUGUCGAGAAAGGAACGUGUUUUUUCAUUGCGAUGCAGCACAAGCUGUUGGGAAAAUAUCGAUAGAUGUUAACGAUAUGAAUAUUGAUCUAAUGUCUGUCAGCGGCCAUAAAAUUUAUGGGCCAAAAGGUAUUGGAGCAAUUUAUGUUCGUCGGAGGCCUCGUGUUCGAUUGGAAGCGCAAAUGUCUGGAGGUGGGCAGGAGAGGGGCAUGCGAUCGGGAACUCUUCCAACACCUCUUGUUGUUGGCUUUGGCAAAGCUUGUGCAAUAGCAGAAGAAGAAAUGGAAAUGGAUAAAAAACAUAUCGAACGUCUGUCGAAGCGGUUAUUAGAUCGUAUAAAUUCUAAGUUAAAUCAUGUUGUGCGAAAUGGUGAUCCAGAACAAACUUAUCAAGGCUGCUUGAAUCUUUCAUUUGCUUGCGUUGAAGGUGAAAGUCUGCUGAUGGCAUUGAAAAAUGUGGCAUUGUCAUCGGGCAGCGCAUGUACCAGCGAAUCGCUUGAACCUUCAUAUGUUCUUCGGGCUAUAGGUUCAGAAGAAGAUUUGGCUCAUUCCAGCAUCAGAUUUGGGAUUGGAAGGUUCACCACUGAAGAGGAAAUCGAUUAUACGGCUGAUCUUUGUAUCAGAGAAGUGGAACGACUACGGGAAAUGAGCCCAUUAUGGGAAAUGGUCCAGGAAGGUAUUGAUUUGAAAAGUAUAGAAUGGAGCCAGCACUAA
Cercopithifilaria johnstoni is the source of this 1323-nucleotide messenger RNA. The record is from the annotation of a GenBank genome assembly. NCBI's taxonomy places the organism in Eukaryota, Metazoa, Nematoda, Chromadorea, Rhabditida, Onchocercidae.